Molecule: messenger RNA, 3423 nt
Organism: Nematostella vectensis (starlet sea anemone)
Lineage: Eukaryota; Metazoa; Cnidaria; Anthozoa; Actiniaria; Edwardsiidae
Product: monocarboxylate transporter 9
Exons: 6
Coding region: 366-1736 (456 amino acids)
Biological process (GO): transmembrane transport
Molecular function (GO): transmembrane transporter activity
Source: RefSeq, a predicted model, not a curated record
GAAAUAAUCAUGCGGAACAGAUCAGAAAUCAUAAACUUAUAAAUAUUUCAUAAGUCGGGCACAUUGUUUCGGCUAGUGCGUAGGAGACUGUUCGCGCGUAACGGGUUAGUGGUUCAGUUCACGAACGUAAGACCAAUUUAGUAAACACGGAGUGCGCAUCGCAAAGAAAGGCAAACUUCAGUCAAAUUAGAGGACAUUUCGUGGGUAAUAAUUUAGCCUAAUAAGUUCUGUCCCUCCUGCCUUUGCAGCCACCCCCGAAAAAAGCGAAGCCUAUUUACGACUGUUCGAUGAAGAGGAACGCACAUUUACCUUGCAGAAAAACAUAAUAAGGGCGAAAAACUCUUAAGACGAGUUGAAGUGAGGGAAUGGAUGGCAACGACCCAGUGGCAGUCAACAACAAAGAUGGCGGAUCUAUAGUAAAGGAUCCGCUGACCACUUACAGACAGGAUGGUGCUAUGGCGUGGGUCAUUUGUCUGCUCGCGACGUUAGCGAAUUUGCUGAUUUGGGGUUGCAUACUUACGUUUGGUAUUCUCUUUCCUGUACUUCUGGAUGAAUUCGGAUAUGGGAAGGGUACCACAGCUUGGGUCGGAUCCUUAGCACUUGCCCUCUCAAUCGGCCUCGGCCCAGUCUUCGCGAAGCUCAUCAACAGCUUCGGCGCCCGCACAGUCACCAUCUGCGCCAGCGUUGUAUCAGCGGUCGGUCUCUUCGUGACGUCACAAGUUAACAGCCUCCCUUUGAUGUAUCUUACCUACAGCAUUCCAUGCGGCCUUGGUACCUGUGGCGUGUUUCUCUCCAGCUUCGAUAUUAUUGCCAAGUACUUCAGCAAGAGACUUUCACUUGCAACCGCGAUAGCUCAUUCUGGGUCAGUGGUUUCACUCUUAGUAAUGAGCCCUUUAAUUGAAGCCUCGCUUUCAAGUUUGGGAUGGCGGUACACUUUCAUGGUCUUGGGUGGAAUGUCAUUGGCCAUUCCUAUAUUUGGUGCGUUUUACUUUUCUAACGACAACAAAGAGGGCAACAGUACUAGUUCCCAGGCUCCCAGUAAGGAGGAGGAUGCUGGAGCCGAGAACAAACUUCCAAAUAAUGACGUCACAACCAAGUGCAAUAACAAGAGCCAUGAAGACGAGGAUUCUUGGACUGACCUUCUUCGUAACAGAAAACUACUAGCCUGCUGUGCAACUGGUUUUGUUAUGGAUUUUGGCGGGACAAUCCCACUACUACAUUUGGGUCGUUACUCACAGGACGUUGGUAUUCCUUCGCACCGGUCUGCUCUCCUUUAUGUCGACUUCGGGGUCGGCUCAACAGUUGGACGUGUUCUGAUUGGUCGGCUUUGUGACCUCCCCUGCGUAAGCCCGCUGUACAUGUACUUUCUCUCGACGAUGGUCGCUGGUGUUUCGACACUUCUCGUCCCGCAGCUCGAUUCAUUUGCGGGACUCAUAGGGUACUUUACCGUAAAUGGUUUUGCAAAUGGCGGCUACGCAACAGCAGUCUUCAUGAUCGUCUAUCAGAUGACUAUUCCGCGCAUGCGUACUAAAGCUUUGGGGCUGUACUUCUUUGUGGUGUCUCUUGCGUUUGCGUCUGGCUCGCCGUUUGGGGGGUUCCUUGCAGACAGUUUGGGGUCGUACAUCGUAGUGUUCUACGUGUCUGGGGGCCUGGUGGUUUUUAGCUCCUUUGCCAUGCUGUCAAUCAAAUUAUUUAUUUAUUAUUAUUUAUUAUUUUAUUUUUUACAUUCACGGUGAUGACGGCCGUGGGAACUCAGCAAAUUGUAACCACGCAUGGCAAAACGUGUGAUACUGCUGUACAGAUGGAAAAAAUAGACGUAAAAGAAGAAGAUUCCCUGGAAAACCAGCGACAGCUGAUCAAGCUAACGCUGUAACAAAUGUGUUCUAGGAUUCGAUGGAUAGCCUGAUUCGAUUUACACAUCUUCGUCUUUGUUUAAUAUAAAUCAUAAUUAUACUGGUCGUGUGCAAUGCCUGUUGCAUGUUUAUUAAUUUGCAAAAUUAGAAAUAACCUACUGCCACGCACCGAAAACUGGCGUUUGAAAUCCUCUCUUUGGCUCUUUAAUUCUUAUUAACUAUUUACGUCGGGAUUUAUCGAUCGUGAUGAAAAUCGCUCGGCGAAUUCGCCAUUUUGUUGUAGAUGUCCCAGGAUGCUAUUUGGCCGCUGUUUUCCGUAGACAAUUCGGGAUAGAUUGAAUUUUUUGUACAGUCUUGAUGCCCUAUUUAAAAUCAUCGGAUAUUGUUACGUAAUCGACCGGAAUUAAACUGGUGACAAUGCGGUUUAAGAGAGAAUUUAUCGCGCGUUCUCGUCCUCGAAUGUUUCUUUUUUUAUUGUUUUACUUUUCUUUAAACGAAAAGCAUUUCCUAAUGAAAUGUCCAGCACCGCAUAUACAACCGAGAGAAAAGAGCUCUAUUUUUUUUAAAGGCAGACAUAAACAUUAAUUCAAUCUCUCGACUUUGAACUAUUUCAAAGUUAAAUAUUUUAUGCAAUAGACAAAAACUGAAAUGAUUUGCCCCAUGUUAUAAAGCACAAGGUUAAAUAUUUUAUGCAAUAGACAAAAACUGAAAUAAUGUGCGCAUUCGGCAAAUCGCGAGAUUUUUUAAGACACAAAGUACCAUGUUAUGAAAGACAAAAACUGAAAUAAAUUGGGCAUUCGGUAAAUCGUGAUAUUUUUUAAGACACAAAGUCCCAUGUUAUGAAGCACAAAGUUAAAUAUUUUAUGCAAUAGCAAAUAGUGCUAUGUUAUAAGCACAAAGUUGAAUGUCGUAAACAAUAUACUGAAAUGUUUUAAGCAAAGGGCAAAAUAAUGAGUGUUUUAAGACAUAAAGUGCAAUGUUUUGUGACACAAAGUGCGAAAUCGUGAACUAAAACUGCAAGCGAUAAUCAAAUAGUGCUUUGUCGUGACACUCAAAGUGAGUUGUCGUAACGCAAAUAUUCAAAGCCGUGACCGUGAUAUUUUGUUAACGAAAACCUUGAGUGACCCUCGUGGGCUUCCGGUCUGUCUGAGGUGUGGGGUCAACAUGACCUGUUUAGCCCUGCUCAGUUCGGUAAAUCAAUCUUUUACAACGUUGUUUUUUUUUUCCUUUGUGUGAUAUCCGGGCUCGCCACAGCUGGUCUUAGAGCUCGCGUCAUGCUUUAUAACUUAACCUUUUGCCAACAGAAUCCUUUUGCUGUCUAGCUGUAAGUCGAACAGAAAAGGCCGUCUUGUCAUUCGAGGAAUAAGGUAAGCAAUAACGGAAAGCUUCGCGCGAUAUGAUUCAAACUUGAACUAUUGCUCACAUAGCAUACCUUUCGCAGGCUGUGUCAACACGUAUUCGGAGGUUUUUGAAAACGAAGUUUUUUUCCUCCUUAUCCAAAAGGAUACGCGUUCACACUAAAGCGUAUUCAAAUAGUAUUUGCCGUGCACACGAAAACGCUGGGUCUAAA